Messenger RNA from Leptomonas pyrrhocoris, 4452 nucleotides. Its product is annotated as putative mismatch repair protein. The transcript has a single exon. Gene Ontology annotation, molecular function: ATP hydrolysis activity; ATP-dependent DNA damage sensor activity; ATP binding. Gene Ontology annotation, biological process: mismatch repair. Bases 541 to 4452 code for a protein of 1303 amino acids. Gene Ontology annotation, cellular component: MutLalpha complex. Lineage: Eukaryota; Euglenozoa; Kinetoplastea; Trypanosomatida; Trypanosomatidae. The record is from RefSeq and is a predicted model, not a curated record.
AGUGCUGUCACAAAAGGGAAUUGGCGCACUGCUUGAUGGUUUCUCCGGACAUGUUAAGGGGAAAAUAAAAAAAAUAAUCCAGAGUACCGCACAGACCAUACAAUCCAAUUUAUUACAUUGCUGAUUUCGUAUCUUUCAUCAGCACCUCACAUCUUCUACGAUCAAGCAACGACAGGUAUCAACUACAGAAUCAACUGUCGCGGAAAACACGCUGUGUUGUCGGCUUCCUUUUUCUGUUGAGCUUGUUGAUGCAACAGUCCACCAUAAAACACGGAGUUCUUUAUCUGCAAGCACACCACAUAGACCAUCACGAACUUAGUCUUUCUUGUUUCUCCAACAACGAAUAAAGACUGUCAUACAUCUUUGAAGAAAUAAUAAAGAGAAAUCCAAUACAGAAUACUGCUGCGAUUAUUUGUGAGAGGGAAAACUCUUUAGGGACUUUCUUUUUCUCCCCGCUUUUGCGACGAAGCCGUGACGGAGUUCUGAAGAAUAGCUUACAGCUGCGGAAGGCCUUUUUUCUUUUGCUGGGUGGUGCGGUACAUGGCCACUAUUCAGAAGCUCUCGACCGAUGUGAUCAACCGUAUCGCUGCGGGUGAAGUGGUACAGCGACCGAGUGCCGCUCUUAAAGAACUCCUCGAGAACGCUAUCGAUGCGGAGUGCAGCCGCAUUCAGGUGUUGGCGGCCGAGGGCGGUCUGGACGUGUUGCAGGUGAGCGACGAUGGCAGCGGCAUCCACCGGGAAGAUCUGCCCUUGCUGUGUGAGCGUUACGCGACGAGCAAGCUGCAGAGCUUUGAGGACCUGCAGCACGUUACGUCUUUUGGCUUUCGCGGGGAGGCCCUCGCCUCCAUCUCGUACGUCGCUCGCGUCACAGUGACAACACGCCGUCGUCCACCCACAUCGGUGCCCACCGUUUCGCCUGGUAUGCCCGUCUCCUCCUCCGCCGCCAGCUCGCAGGUUGCGUGGCGAGCGCAGUACCUCAACGGAAGUCUCAAAUCUGAUCCGCAGCCGUGCGCGGGUAACGUUGGCACCACCAUCCGCGCAGAGAAGCUGUUUUACAACGCGCUUGUCCGCCGCAACUCCCUGCGCGCGUCAGAGGAGUGGGGUCGCAUCGUGGACAUCGUCUCGCGGUACGCCUUGGCCUAUCCUCAAAUUGGGUUUACCUGUCAGCGAGAUCAGAGCUACGGCAGCAGCAGCAGCGGCGGCGGUGGUGGGACUACCGGCACAGCAGCAAGCGGCGCGCAGGGUGGCAGCGGUGGAGUUCACUUCCCUCCCAAUUCGACCACUCGUCAGAACAUCCGUCUCUCGCACGGCAGCCGUGUCGCCGCUUCGUUGCGGCUGGUGUACGCUUACGAGGUGGGUCAAGCGAGCAUUGCCGCCGAGAACAAGGCAGACUUACCUCGCCACAUCAAGGUGGAAGGAGAAGCGGAGGCGCCCAAGACAAAGACGUUGUCUGCGAGCGGAGUGCAGAAAAAUGCCGCCCAAGAGGCGCGUGUGUUUGCGCAGAUGGAGCGACGCGCCAACCAUGUGCGCUCCGCCGUCGGCCCUGCUGGUGCUGGUCUCUUCACCCUUGUUGGUUACACCAGCGACCCCACGCUGGCCCAACGCAAGCCGUACCUGUGCCUCUUCAUUAAUCAGCGACUGGUGGAGAGUACCGCGAUACGCAAGGCCAUCGAUGGCGUGUACAGCGGCGUGCUCACCGGCGGCAAUCGCCCCUUCACCGUUCUCUUUCUCACCGUCCCAACAGAUCGCCUCGACGUCAACGUGCAUCCCACAAAGAAGGAAGUCUUUUUGCUCGACGAAGAACUCGUCGUGGCGCGUGUGUCGGAGGUAUGCCGGGGCGCCGUGCUGGAGGCUGCCGCGGCUCGGCAGAUGGACAUGCUGCAGAUGCGCCACACGACCGUGUUGGCACUCAAGCAGCUCCCGUUGGCAGACGGCAGUGGCGGCGUGGACGGCGACGGGAGCGAGUUGUCGGGCAGCAGCAGUCAGCACAUUCUGGAGAAGCUGCGCGAUCAGCACCGCCGCGGAGCACCGAUGGCCUCGCCGCUGACUUCUUCAUCUCUUGCGACGUCCUCCCGCGCGACGGCGAGCGGCGGCCCGGCGGCGGUGGUGGUGGCGCCGUGUACGAUGGUGCGUGUGGAGCCACAGAGGGGCGCGCUGGACCGCUACUUUUCGCAGCGUCUUGCUUCCACCGGAGGUGAUGGCGGCGCGGCAGAGGCUGUGGUGAGUAAGGCGGCGACCACUGGUUCACCCGUUAUCGCAGAUCCACAAAAACAAGGAGGACGCCCAGAACCUUUCCUGUCCUGCCCGGACACGAUGGACGCUACUACUGUCUCUACCGUAUCCGUGGAUGCGAAUCCUGACAGAGGUGGUGCGGGUCAGCAUGCGAGAGUCGAUGUGGAAAAGGACUCCGCUCCUGCCUAUGCGGCGCCGUCGUGGGAUGCCGUCAUGGCGUCGCUGCAUCGCACCACAACGGUCUCUCCUAGCAACGCUGAUGAGAUCGGCAACCACAACAGAGCAGGUGUGGUGCAGUCCGCCAUACUCAACACCUCAGCUGCCUCCAUCGUGUUGCUCGACUCAGAACCCGGCCGAGAUGUCCCGUCGAUGACUGAGACAUCUGCGGCGCAGAACACGGAGAUGAACGUGUUAACGGAAUCCCCUUUUCAGGUAAGCGCUUUUCAUCCAAAACGAGAGCGUGCCGCUGACGUUGACAAGGAGGCAGACGAUAAGGACACGAGUUCCUCCGACGACGCAGACAGCGAUGAAGAGGAUCGGAUGCGGGAGUUCAAGCGUCAUCGCCGAGACGUUUACGAGCGUGUGGAGGUGUUACAGCGAAACACGCCUUCUGCUGUGAAGGCGGAGAGAAAGACAACCGCAUUUGCCACCGAGAAGGAGAACACGGCCCGUGAAGUUCUCUUAAGCGGUACUGAUCGGCCUGCGUGCGAAACGGAUGCUUCUGCGCUAUCCGCUGACCGUACCGCAGCGGAAGAGCUCGAAUCCAUGACGCGGCUUGGUGCCGUGGUGCAGGCCGCUGAUCUUCUGCGCGACGAAGCGCUGGCAGCUGCACGGAACGUGUCCACCUUCGCCCACGUCAUUGCCUCCAGUGAGGAAAGCGACGCCGAAGAAGGAGAAGAAGUGGAGGGGAGGACAGCGAGGGCGGGCCGAGGCACAGAAAUAUCCAGCAGGAAGACGGCACUCGUCUCCGUCGCGGAAGUGGAGGCACCCGCUAUCCUCUCCAGUGUGUCCAUCGUGAUGGAGAGCAUUCUCGCCAACGCCAGCCCUAGCGCAGCCGCGUUGACUGCGCAGCUCGCCUACGUGGGUGCCGUUGACACGCGUGCCUUCCUUGCGCAGGUGGGGACAACACUUGUGUGGUGUGACACGAUGCGCCUCGUGCGUCAAGUCGUCUUCCAGCGCGUCUUUCUCCGGUGGGGUCAGCCCUCGCUGCCUGCGCCGUCCAUCCUCGAAUUCGACACACCGCUUCCACUUUCCGAUCUCUUGGCGACGGCCUUGGCGUUUGAUGCGCCACACCUGCAGCCGCCGUCCGCGGCACUGCUGGCGCUGAUGGAGGACUGCGAUCGAGACCCCGCGCGUUGCACGGACGGUAGCAGGGAAAGCCAGCCGCUGCGUCGGACGGGCCUUACAGCAGAGGCGGUGGAGCGCAUGGGCGGCAUGACGGCCGGCGCAUGGCGACGGCUGCUCUUUCAGGGUCCGAGCACCCCUUCAGCCACGGACGACAACAAAGCAUUUCCUCCUCCGACAUCAAUGCCGGUCCCGAUGCCGGCAACAUGUCGGUACAUUCGCCGACUUGUGCGGAGGCUCUGUCGCUGGCGCGGUCUGCUGAGUGAGUACUUCUUUAUCCACAUCACCUCGGACGGGCUCUUAGUAAGUGUUCCAUAUGGGCUGAAUCGCCACUGGCCACCGCUGCUGCGCGCCCUCCCCCUCACCGUCUGGUUACUGGCAGAGGCUGUGCCCUACCCUGGUGGUACGCACGCAGCCGUUAACACUGCUCCUUCUCCACAGCCGGCGCCGCUGCAAGUGGCAUUACUUCAAGAGGACGAGGUAACGUCAACCGAGGCUUCCGCUGGUGCGACACCCGCGCCCACGCAGACCGUCGUGGAGGCGGAGGCGGACGGGGUCGCACAGGAGGUGGCUUGCUUCACUGCCGUCGCACGACAUGUGGCGGAUGUGCUCUACGGUCUGCAGGCACCGCCACCACCAGCGACGAUUCAGGCAGCGCCUCGUCCUUCAUCGGCAGCGUCGGAGGGGCCGGAGACGGAAACUUCGGCCACCGCCAGCGCCGAUGAGACCUGGCGAGAGCAGCUGGUGCAGCACGGCUUGUUUCCGUGCUUGAAGAAUGCGCAGCUGUUUCGCCUGCCCGACCGGUGUCUGCGCGACGGCACGGUGCAGUCCAUGGUCUCCGUGGAGUCGCUCUACAAGGUAUUCGAGCGUUGCUGA